Paraphaeosphaeria sporulosa is the source of this 3615-nucleotide messenger RNA. Its product is annotated as P-loop containing nucleoside triphosphate hydrolase protein. The coding region runs from base 1 to 3603 and encodes 1200 amino acids. The record is from RefSeq and is a predicted model, not a curated record. Gene Ontology annotation, molecular function: ATP binding; ATP hydrolysis activity; ABC-type transporter activity. The transcript has 6 exons. Gene Ontology annotation, cellular component: membrane. Lineage: Eukaryota; Fungi; Ascomycota; Dothideomycetes; Pleosporales; Didymosphaeriaceae.
AUGAGCGGGCGGAUGAAGGGCAAUCGACUAUCAGUAUCCGGGCGGACUCUUUUCAAUGGGAGCGAGGAUGCAUCGCGAAUACAGUCCGGCUUCGUCAUACAACAGGACAUUCUACUGCCCACUCUAACAGUCCGGGAGACUUUGACUUAUGCAGCUCAACUUCGUCUGCCUUCGUCCAUCAGUCAGGAGGAGAGGAAGAAGCUUGUGGAGGAGGUCAUCAUGGAGUUGAGUCUAAAGGAAGCUGCGGAUACGCGGAUAGGGAACCACGAGCAUCGCGGCUGCAGUGGUGGUGAGAAGCGACGGGUCAGCAUCGGCGUGCAGCUUUUGUCCAAUCCCAGCUUACUCUGGCUGGAUGAGCCGACCACUGGGCUUGACUCUACCAGUGCAUAUCAAAUUGUGAAGACUCUACAGAAUCUAGCGCGAAAGGGGAGAACCAUCAUUGUUACGAUACAUCAACCACGGUCGGAGAUCUUUACCCUGUUCGAUAACAUUGUUCUCCUCACAAGGGGCAAACCCGCGUAUGCGGGGAGUGCCAACGAAUGUCUGCCCUACUUCCAGAGUCUAGGACACGAGAUGCCUCCCUUCACGAAUCCUGCAGAAUUUCUCAUUGAUGUUGUGAGCGUCGACAACCGGAGCGAAGAAGCGGAGGCUGCAGCCCAGAUCCGUGUCAACCGAAUCACAGAGGCAUGGAGGGACCGCUCGUCUAAACUACAGGCCGAGAAGGAAAUGCAUGAGAAGGUGGCGGGCGUCAGGAAUUCACCAAAAGUCUCUCCGGCAAGACACAUAUCGCUUCUCCAGCAAAUCCGCGUGUUAACAUCGCGGACUUGGAUCGUCACUUUGCGCGAUCCGAUGGGCAUGUUCGGCAGUCUUGUGGAAGCGAUCGCUAUGGCUGUCAUAAUUGGUUGGAUCUUCUUACAGUUAGACGGCUCCCUCUCCGGCAUUCGGUCCCGCCAAGGUGCUCUGUAUAUUGCAUCCGCCAUGCAGGGCUACCUUAUCUUGCUCUACGAGACAUACCGCUUAACCAUUGACAUCCAUGUCUUUGACGAAGAGGCACGGCAAGGGGUGGUCGGCAUUCCAGCUUUUCUCAUAUCAAGGAGACUAGCUCGCUUGCUGAUCGAAGAUAUCCCGGUGCCGCUGAUCUUCUCGAUCAUCUUCUACUUUAUGGCUGGGUUUCGGAAAGACGGCGAAGUCUUUCUUACUUUCUUCAGUGUCAUAUUGCUAGAACAAUACAUCGCUGUCUGCUUCGCGAUGGUUUGUGUCGCGAUCUCGCGGAAUUUUGCUGGGGCAAGCUUAGUGGCAAACUUAGCGUACACACUCCAGUCUAUGGCUUGUGGUUACUUCAUCCAGUCAAACACGAUACCAAUCUACGUUCGUUGGACAAAGUGGACCGCCUAUGUGUUCUACGCAUUCGGCGCAUUGGCUGCCAACGAGUUCACGGGGCAGUUUUAUGAUUGCCCGCUCGAAGGUGGCGUAUCGAAUCCAGCAUGUAAAGAAUACACGGGUGCGUUCAUUUUGGACUCUUUAGGCUUUCCAAGAGACUGGGUCUGGCGCCCCAUCCUUGCACUCCUCGGUUUCGGUAUCGCUUUCUACUUUGGCGCUUACCUCUUGCUCAAAUUCUGGAAUGCUGAGAUCGCCAUGGCAAGAGCUAGACCCUCCAAUGUAGAUGCAUCAGCAGGCAAAGAGAAGAUGGUCGCCAGGUCUCGAGAUGAAGUACGCACAGUCACCAUUCGACUCGACGGAUACGGGCUUGAUCUCGAGAAACGUUCCAUUAGGAAGAAAACCACCAAGACGAUACUCAACCCACUCACCGCAGAGUUCCAACCGGGCACGCUAAAUGUCAUUAUGGGCCCUUCAGGGUCUGGCAAAACGACAUUGCUCAACUGCAUGGCUGGCAGACUACGGGAUGACUUAACAACGAGAUACAAAAAGUACGGAGCCAUGUCAUUCAACGGCUUGUCGCCAUCGGAAGAUGUCGUGCAUGCUAUAUGCUCGUUCGUCACGCAAGAUGACGAUGCUCUUCUUGCUUCACUUACUGUACGCGAAACAUUGCGAUACGCUGCCGGUCUACGCCUACCGAAAUUUUUGACGACGCAAGAAAAGAUGCAAAGAGCGGAAGAUAUACUUCUAAAGAUGGGUUUAAAGGACUGCGCGGACAAUCUCAUUGGGAACGAUCUGAUCAAGGGAAUCAGUGGCGGUGAAAAACGUCGCGUUACCAUCGCUGUUCAGAUUCUCACGGAGCCUCGCGUUCUCCUUCUUGAUGAACCGUUAUCCGGCCUGGAUGCUUUCACCGCGCUCUCCAUAAUGGACGUUCUUCAAGGUCUCGCCAGCGAAGGCCGCACACUCAUUGUAACAAUUCAUCAGCCACGAUCAGAUAUCUUUGCGCAUUUCGGCAGCAUUCUUCUCUUAGCUCGUGGAGGCCAUCCUGUCUAUGCAGGCCCAUCCGGAGAGAUGUUGUCCCACUUCACCAAACAGGGGUACCAAUGCCCCCAGCACAUCAACCCUGCCGAUUUUGCACUGGAUCUUAUUACUGUCGAUCUCCAACACGAGUCGCGUGAAGCUGCCAGUCGGGCCAAAGUGAGGGGGCUGAUCCAGUCUUGGACACCAGAUUUAUUCCCGAUCGCUCGGACAGGAUCAAUCACUACACCAGCAGAACUUGGAAGCUUGGUACGAGCGCCGUCCUCGUUCACGAAUGCGGUAUCGAUCCUUCUGAGGAGAGCGACCAAAAACUUCUUCCGACAGCCUGAUCUGCUAUCUGCGCGUAUCGGCCAGGUUGCUGGUCUAGCCAUUGUGCUUGCUUUGUUCUUCGCACCAUUGAAGAACAACUACUUCGCAGUGCAGAACCGCCUCGGCUUCCUCGUCGAGAUUGCCCCCCUGUACUUUGUCGGCAUGCUCAACAACAUCGCUGUGUAUCCACUCGAGCGCGACGUGUUCUACCGCGACUAUGCCGAUCGUGUGUACAAUGUCGAGGCGUUCUUCCUGACCUACACUGUCCUAGAAAUUCCAUUCGAGAUCAUAAGUUGCAUCCUCUUCUCUUGUCUCGCCGUCCUCGCGUGCGGCCUGCAGCGCGACGCCCAAACCUUCUUUAUAAUCACGUACAACGCUUUCUGCAUUGUCAACUGUGGUGAAUCUCUGGGCAUUACAUUCAACACGCUGUUUACCCACACUGGCUUCAGCGUGAAUUGCAUGAGUGUGUUCCUCAGCGUAGCACAGAUCAUGGGUGGUGUCAUGUCCCUCAACAUUCCUGGUUUCUUGCAGGCUUUUAACCACCUAUCACCUAUCAAAUGGGCAAUGGGAAAUAUGGCACCAUAUACACUGCGCGGAGUCCAGUUCACGUGCGAUGAGUACCAGGAGAUCAACGGACGCUGUCCUAUUACUACAGGGGAGGACGCACUCGCACUGUACAAACUCAACAAAGAUCCCGAAAUUUACAUCAUGGCAUUGGGUGUGUGCACUAUCGUGUACAGACUCAUCGCAUACGUGAUACUGAAAUGUGUGAAAGAGAGAUGGGUUGGAAGGGCAUGGAGGAAGAUGAGCGGAGCACGCUUGCUGAAAGAAGAAACACUGCAGCCAUCGGGAGCGACGGAGGAGGCAAUGCUAAGAUAGGAAAUUGUAAAC